Messenger RNA from Ilyonectria robusta, 561 nucleotides. RefSeq lists its product as uncharacterized. The transcript has 2 exons. The record is from RefSeq and is a predicted model, not a curated record. Lineage: Eukaryota; Fungi; Ascomycota; Sordariomycetes; Hypocreales; Nectriaceae. Bases 64 to 561 code for a protein of 165 amino acids.
CUCAUCUAAUUCACGGCUUGCAUCUUUACCACUCGCCAGAGUCCCCACUCUGAGCCUCGGACAAUGCCUCCGUAUUCAAACAUGGAUCAUCCGGAGCUGAGGCGACUGCGACGGUCACUCCCAGGGAGAGGGAGAGUGCACCCUCGACGGCAGCGCCACCAAGGGCAGCAUCACAUGCGCAGCGAGGAACAGGACCUGUCUGAUGGAUAUACCGAAUGCCCUUCUGUCCGUCAAGAGGAAGCUCCCGAUCCGGGAUAUGUGUCGGCUUGCGAUGUACACCAAUCCUCCAUCGAUGCCAUUGAUGCACUAACCCGAGAGGUUGAGGGACGUCUGGCAAAAAUCGAGAACCUCCUCGCAUACAUGCAAAUAAGGAGUUUUAAUAUCGACAUUCGUGCUAAUAACUUCAAAGCCUUCCGCAAGCUGUUUUCAGCCGAGUUACAGCCAUUGUAUAAUCCGAAAACUGGAAAACCAAUUGACGGGUUUCCGCGUUCCAUAUGCGAGCUCGACACUCUCGAUCGUAUGCCAAUCCUUUCUUCAUAUAUUUCGGACGGUGCUGAAUAG